GGGGCCGAGGCCGCGGGGCGCUGAUGCCGCAGGGAGCGGCUGACAGGGCAGCGGAGCAGCCUCAGCCUCAGCCUCAGCAGCGGCGGCCGCCCAGGAGGCGGCGGCGCCGGCCACCGGUCCUGCUGUCCAUCCCGGACGGGACUCCGGACCCGCUGCCCAUCCCGGACGGGAGUCCGGUCCCGCUGCCCAUCCCGGACGGGACUCCGGCCCCGCUGCCCAUCCCGGACGGGACUCCGGACCCGCUGCCCAUCCCGGACGGGAGUCCGGUCCCGCUAUCCAUCCCGGACGGGAGUCCGGCCCCGCUGCCCAUCCCGGACGGGACUCCGGCCCCGCUGCCCAUCCCGGACGGGAGUCCGGUCCCGCUGUCCAUCCCGGACGGGAGUCCGGUCCCGCUAUCCAUCCCGGCCGGGACUCCGGCCCCGCUGUCCAUCCCGGCCGGGAGUCCGGCCCCGCUGCCCGUCCCGGCCGGGAGUCUGUCCGGCCCCGCUGUCCGGUGGUUGGGCGGCGGGGGCGGCGGGGAGGACCGGAGCCGCUGGAGCCCCCCCGGAGCCCCGCGGCGCCGCCCGCUGCAGCUCGCCGCCUCCCAUGUCCAGGCCGGGACCCCGGCCCCGGAGCAGUGACCUGACCUCGGGCUAGGACCCGCCGCCCGCCGCCCUCCUCAGCGAUGCAUUCAGUGCUCAGCGCCUGCACUUGCCUGUGUUUACAUUUCCUCCUGCUGCUGCUGC
Molecule: messenger RNA, 725 nt
Organism: Ornithorhynchus anatinus (platypus)
Lineage: Eukaryota; Metazoa; Chordata; Mammalia; Monotremata; Ornithorhynchidae
Product: basic proline-rich protein-like
Exons: 2
Coding region: 24-620 (198 amino acids)
Source: RefSeq, a predicted model, not a curated record